Ostrinia nubilalis (European corn borer) is the source of this 1680-nucleotide messenger RNA. Its product is annotated as histone H4. Gene Ontology annotation, molecular function: DNA binding; structural constituent of chromatin; protein heterodimerization activity. The transcript has a single exon. NCBI's taxonomy places the organism in Eukaryota, Metazoa, Arthropoda, Insecta, Lepidoptera, Crambidae. The record is from RefSeq and is a predicted model, not a curated record. Gene Ontology annotation, biological process: nucleosome assembly. Bases 533 to 844 code for a protein of 103 amino acids. Gene Ontology annotation, cellular component: nucleosome.
ACUGGCCCCCGGAUCAUUACCUACACAAAUAAUUAUUUAAUUGAUAUUGAUGAUUUUAUUUAUUUUUUAAGAAAAAUAUAACACGUAGAGCGAGCGAGCGAGCGAGGGAGAGAGAGAGAGAGAGAGAGAAUGUGUUGAAUAUUUCCAUCUCUGUCGUGCGAGUGGUGACGCAUUAUUUUAGUCGAGAGCGAGACGGAACCCCUUUUUCUUUUCCAUUAAUUUGUUUUUAAUUCAAUGGAAUUUAUUAAUUAUUACUUAAUAUAAUAAUAACAUAAUAUAAAAAUAUAUAGGUACUUAUUUUAAAGUAAAAUCAUCAACGAUACUCCGUCUCUGUCGCACUAGCGCUCGCACACGCGAGAGUGAGAGAAGACAUGGCCCCCCCGCUGCCGCCCGCCCCUCGUUCGCUUUACGAAUGAUAUAAAAGUCAGGCUCUGCCUAGUUUCGGGCACAGUCUCGUUCGAGUAAUCGUCUCUCGCACACACUAUCGGUGUGCGCACGUGUAAAUCGAAACCACUGAACCAAAUCAAGCAAGAUGACCGGUCGCGGUAAGGGAGGAAAGGGUCUGGGAAAAGGAGGCGCCAAGCGCCACAGGAAGGUGCUCCGUGACAACAUCCAGGGUAUCACCAAGCCCGCCAUCCGUCGUCUCGCUCGCAGAGGUGGCGUGAAACGUAUCUCCGGUCUGAUCUACGAGGAGACGCGUGGUGUGCUGAAGGUGUUCCUUGAGAACGUGAUCCGUGACGCCGUCACUUACACGGAGCACGCCAAGAGGAAGACCGUCACCGCCAUGGACGUCGUCUACGCUCUGAAGCGUCAAGGUCGCACCCUGUACGGUUUCGGUGGUUAAACCAACCGCUGCCGCUGAAUCGUCGUCGUGUGGCGCAUCAUCAUCGCCGCGCUGCUUGUUGUUGGCGCAACUACGACGCUACGAGGAUGAUCGCAAAACGAUCACAAAUACACAAAAGGCCCUUUUCAGGGCCGCACAAAUUUCGUUAAUUAUAAUGACUGUUUCUAUCGAAGACUUUACACAAUAAUAAUUAACUACCUAUAUUAUAUUAAUAAUUCCUGUUAUUGCUCUCACAUGGCAUGGCACACCUCGCGCACACACACGCAUAAAUUUAUCCUAUCCUAGGUGCCGCCAGCACAUAAAUACAUACAUAUAAUAUACCUACCUGCCUGUACUAUGCAAAUAAGAAGAGUUUGAGAAAAUAAAUGUAUGUACUUCUUUCAUCGUCAUUACACAAUAUGUUAGGUUAGGGGGGCACGGGAAUGGAAUGGAUAGGUAAAUUAUUAUUGUUGAUGUCGAAAUUUGGAACGUUUCAAUCGGGGCUAUGGAAUAAUAUUGUGGAAAGUAUAAAAAUGGGGUUUUGUAAAAAAAAUAUAUUAAAUAAGUCAAACAAAUUUUAUUUGUAAUAACAAUUACUAUAAAUAAGUGCGUCAAUGUCAUAAAACGUCUUUAGAGUAGGUACAUAAUUAUACAUUAUACCAAUGUUUCAUUUCAUAUUAUCACUCAUAUAGAUUAAAUAAUACAACAGCAAAAUUUAUGUGAAAAUAAUAAAUAGAUAUUAUAAUAAAAUAUUACUGUCGCACCUGUGACCAGCCUCGUCGUUGGUGGAUUCGAUUCGUUCGCCAUCAAUCUGCGGCGGCAGCGCGGCACCGCGUAGGUACCACACUCCUCCGUCC